Messenger RNA from Gadus chalcogrammus (walleye pollock), 2052 nucleotides. Its product is annotated as potassium channel subfamily K member 1-like. The record is from RefSeq and is a predicted model, not a curated record. The coding region runs from base 138 to 1241 and encodes 367 amino acids. Gene Ontology annotation, cellular component: membrane. The transcript is spliced from 3 exons. NCBI's taxonomy places the organism in Eukaryota, Metazoa, Chordata, Actinopteri, Gadiformes, Gadidae. Gene Ontology annotation, biological process: stabilization of membrane potential; potassium ion transmembrane transport. Gene Ontology annotation, molecular function: potassium ion leak channel activity.
GGAAGACCAGGUAAAAGUUCGUCAAACAGCGGCUCGACAUGUUGUGCAUCAUUAUAACACAGAACGUUGUAUUCCCGUCACCGGUUCAUCGGACCAUUAGUUAAUUCACCGAGCGGAAUACUACAUCCACCUGAGGGAUGGUCCGCGGCAUCUCCUCCGGCUGCUUUGCCCAGGCGGCGGAGCGGCACAGCACCGCGCUCAGCUUCUCGCUGCUGUCCGCGGGCUACGUGCUCUACCUCCUGCUUGGCGCCGGGAUCUUCUCCGCCAUCGAACUGCCCUACGAGGAGCGGCUGCGGCAGGACCUGAAGCAGGUCCGCCAGGAGUUCCUGGACCAGAACGAGUGCGUGUCCGACGCCCGGCUGGAAGAGCUCCUGGCACGGGCGAUCGAGGCCAGCAACUACGGGGUGUCUGUGCUGGGGAACCAGACCGAGCCCAACAACUGGGACUUUGUGUCCGCUCUGUUCUUCACCAGCACCGUGCUGACCACCACCGGCUACGGCCACACCGUGCCCCUCUCUGACGGGGGGAAGGCGUUCUGCGUGCUCUACUCUCUGGUGGGCAUCCCCAUCACGCUGCUCUUCCUGUCGGCCGUGGUGCAGCGCCUCAUGGUGGUGGUGACGCGCCGGCCCGUGGCCUACUUCCACCGCCGCUGGGGCGUGUCCCGCGCCCGGCUGGCGGCGGCGCACGCGGCGUGCCUCGCAGCGCUCGCCGCCGUCUUCCUCCUCUUCAUCCCGGCGGGCGUGUUCGUGGCGGUGGAGCAGGACUGGAGCUUCCUGGAGGCGCUGUACUUCUGCUUCAUCUCGCUGUCCACCAUCGGCCUGGGGGACUACGUCCCCGGGGAGAACGACCCAGAGGGGGCGCACGCCCACGGGCAGCUGUACCGCCUGGCCAUCACGGUCUACCUGCUGCUGGGUCUGGUGUGCGUACUGGUUGUCCUGGAGACGUGCUGUGAGCUCCCACAGCUCCGCGGCAUCAAGCAGCGCUUCUACUGGGACGGCGGCCGCGACCCCGACUCGGAGACCACCAACAUUAUCGACAGCGACCACCUGACCCAGGAGGCCGUCGCCGCCGGCGACAGCCCCGGCCCCGUCCCCGCCUCCAUCCCGUCCGUGUCGGAGCAGGCCGCCAGCCUCCGUCGCCACGGCAACAACAACGUCAACGUCAACCUCAACCGGUCCCUCGCCACCACGCCCUACACGCCGGCGGCAAACUCCGACGCCGUCAACGGCUUUUUCAGUUGACCCAACCCCUCCUCCCCCUCCCCUGAGUGGGUCACUGAACCGACCCGGGACCCGGCUGGGGUCUGGGUCUGGGUCCGGGUCUGGACCUCGAGGGGCGCUUAAGACCCCAAGACACAUGAACUAUUUAUUGCUCUAUAGGAGACGGUCUUCCAGGACGUGAUGGAUCUACAGGGCUGAGCAUCCACGGGUUAUAUCUGUAUUAUAUAUCUAGGUUAGAGGAGAAUUGGAGGGUUUAUCCUACCCCUCCAUGGGUUACUAUGUUUGGAGUAUCAGCAAAUUGGUUAAUGCCCUCCAUCAAGAUUCUGGCUUCAUUCACAGCCUCCACCUCCGCUGCUGUUUGGACGAGGCCUGGAAGGAAAUGAUUCACUUCAUCUGAGAGGAACCGCAAAUCGCCGGACAUUUCCCGUCGUUUCGCCAUGACCUCAGAGCCACACCGGGACUGCGCUAUCAGACCUCACAGAAGAGGAGGGCCUUCACCCACACUAACCCUUAAGCUUCUUGUUUAGUUAAGCAUUUCCCUCUGCUCAGCAAAAGACCCCCUUACGAGCAUAAUCACAGGAUAAUGUCAUGUUUCCAUCGCCGCCGAAGACGCUGUUCAGGAAAAGGUUCAACCAGGAAACAAACGGCGAGAGGUAUUUGCAGAGAGGGCGAGAAACGCGAUGGGAGGUGAUUCACUGCCGGCCACAAAGGAAGGACCGGGCAGGGUGAGGCUCCAGUGGCACCAGGCCGCCCUGCCCUCCUCUGGGGCCACACAACCAGAGAUAAGGGCCCCGGGAAGGGGCAGCAGGGAAGGGUGGGGAUGUGGCCCUGC